This is a messenger RNA of Symsagittifera roscoffensis, 832 nucleotides long. RefSeq names its product proton-transporting V-type ATPase complex assembly regulator TMEM9-like. Bases 29 to 649 code for a protein of 206 amino acids. The transcript has a single exon. Gene Ontology annotation, cellular component: lysosomal membrane. NCBI's taxonomy places the organism in Eukaryota, Metazoa, Xenacoelomorpha, Acoela, Convolutidae. The record is from RefSeq and is a predicted model, not a curated record.
UUUUAAUUGAAAAUUUUUCAGAGAUGCAAUGAUUGCUAAUUCACCAAAUAAUCUACCUCUUGUCCUUCUAGCGUUUUCCAUAUUUAUCGUCUGCUGCAAUGCUAAGUUUUCGGAUCACAGAUGUAAGUGCGAGUGCCAGGCAUCACCGGAAGACGGAUAUGAUCGUCCUUUCAAUCUCAUCCGAGUGAUCAGCUCGGACAAAUGCAAAUGCCAGGAGAUGUUUGGAGAGAACUGGCUGAGCAAACGGGAAGCCAAUGACUCAUACUUACAGAAACAGUUCGACUACUGCAACAAUAAGUGUCAAUGUGUGUUUGAGACCAGGAAUACAUUUACAAUUAAGUUUAUAGUUACUUUAAUCAUAGUGGUGUUGACACUUCUGGGGCUGUAUAUGGCGUAUCUUUUAUUUUUGGAUCCGUAUGUGACAAAGAAGUUGUACUCCAUGCGUUCUGGAAUAGUGAUGGAAAACAGACAGGGACCAGGAGGAAGUGUUAUAACAGAGGAGGAUUCGAGGAGACCUUCGUCUUCAUCAGGAGGUCCAAUCCGGCAGAGACCUCUUUUGGCACAUGUGUCAGACGUGCAUUCAGAGUGGAAGGAAAAGGUGGAGGAACAGAGAGAUACUGUGUACAACAGACAAGCUGUCCUGUCAUAAUGCACGCAAAGUGUCAUGUAAAAUCCAAAAAGGCUGAUAUCUCAAAAGUACAACAUCAUCUAGUUAAUGAGUGUUUAUAUUGUUGUAUGGCGUCAAUUUUAGAUAUUUGGCAUAUAAUUAUAGAUGUUUUCUUGCGAAAUUUAUAUUGAAAAUUCGCAAUUUGCAGGAAACCUUGGAAAUUCA